Molecule: messenger RNA, 3382 nt
Organism: Sinocyclocheilus grahami
Lineage: Eukaryota; Metazoa; Chordata; Actinopteri; Cypriniformes; Cyprinidae
Product: tetratricopeptide repeat protein 7B
Exons: 17
Coding region: 71-2110 (679 amino acids)
Biological process (GO): protein localization to plasma membrane; phosphatidylinositol phosphate biosynthetic process
Cellular component (GO): plasma membrane
Molecular function (GO): protein binding
Source: RefSeq, a predicted model, not a curated record
AUGCUCCUCUCCAGGUCUCUGAUGUUUCUGUGCUGCGGCUCCGGUCGUGUUUUGGUCAGGAGGUAGAAAGAUGACAGCCAGAAAGUCCGGGUCGCGGUUAGAGACUGAAAUAGAACGCUGUCGAUCAGAGGGACAAUGGGACAAGAUAGCAGAACUCGUGCGGCAGAUGUCUGCGAAACUCAUCUCAAACGAUGAUCUCGGAGAGCUUCUGCUGGGGGAGGCCAAACUCCAGCAGUACCUCAAGGAAAACCCCAUCAAGCAGGGAGCCAGUCCCCGCGGCCCCCGACCACGCCUCCAGGAGGUACGGAAACACUUGACGGCUGCACUUGAUCGGGGAAACUUAAAGCCUGAAUACAUGCAGGAGGCCAGUCUGAUCAUGGCUAAGCUGUGCUACGUGGAGGUUGAUUACAGGGAAGCACUGAAUCAGUACAGCCGUGUAAAUCUGGAUGAGAUGCAGCUGGUAGGGGCUCCAGUGUACAGACUCUCCAUGAUUGCUGAGGCCUACGCCACCAAAGGUCUUUGUCUGGAGAAAGUGCCCAUGGCGUCCCCAUCACUGUCCAAUCGUAAUGCAGACAGAGACCAGGAGAUCAUCACUUGUUAUGAGAAGUCUGGAGACAUCGCUCUUCUCUAUCUUCAAGAGGUAGAAAAGGCUCUUAGUGUUGGCAUUCAGAACCGAAGUCCAAAGCCCGGUCCGGUCACUCAAGACCAGGAACUUGGCUACUUCCUAGAGACAGGACUUCAGAGGGCUCAUGUUAUUCAUUUCAAAAAUGGUAACCUGACCCGUGGUGUCAGCCGCUUCCGAGAGAUUCUCCGAGCCGUAGAGACCAGAACUACUCAGAACCUGCGUAUGACUAUCGCCAGGCAGCUUGCAGAGAUCCUGCUGAGGGGCAUGUGUGAACAGAGUUACUGGAAUCCACUAGAAGACCCCCCUCACCACUCCCCCCUGGACGACCUGCUCAGACACCCUCUCCACACUAAGGACUACGCUCUCAGCCGCCGCCCACGCAUCUACUCAGGAGAAAAUUUGUUUUGUCCACAGGAGAACACAGAGGAGGCCUUGCUCCUGUUGUUAAUCAGCGAAUCCAUGGCUAACAGAGAUGCCGUAUUGAGUCGAAUCCCCGAACACAAUAAUGACCGGAUCAUCAGCCUCCAGAGCGCCUCACUGGUGUACGACCUGCUGACCAUCGCGCUCGGCCGACGCGGACAGUAUGAGAUGCUCUCAGAGUGUCUCGAAAGAGCCAUGAAGUUUGCCUUUGAGGAGUUUCAUCUCUGGUUCCAGCUUGCUCUCUCCCUAAUGGCUGCUGGGAAGUCGGCUCGAGCAGUGAAGGUGCUGAAGGAGUGUAUAAGACUGAAGCCGGACAAUCCCACCAUUCCUCUGCUGGCCGUCAAGCUGUGUAUUGGAAAUCUGCACUGGCUGGAAGAAGGUGAGCGCUUUGCUAAAAUAGUGAUUGAUAUGGGUGAGAAGGCGGCUGAAUUCAGGGCCAAAGGCUAUCUAGCUAUUGGUCUCGUCUACAGCCUGAAAGCCACAGAUGCAUCUCUUCGAGGAAUGCAGGAAGAGUAUCAGAAAAAAGCGCUGAGCGCUUUCCAGAGUCUAUUAUUCACAAAGGUGAAGUUGGAGACGUUGUGUCGAGGUCCAGAGGAUGCAUUACUCUCCUGCAAACGCAUGCUGCAGAUUUGGAAGUCCUGUUACAACCUCACCAACCCCAGUGAUUCUGGGAGGGGGAGCAGUCUGUUAGACAGAGCUGUUGCUGACCGUCGCCAGCUGAAUGCCAUGACACUACCUGACUUCAGUGAUCCAGAGACAGGUUCCGUCCACGCCACCUCCAUAGCAGCGUCACGGGUGGAGCAGGCACUGUCUGAGGUGGCCUCUUCCCUUCAAAGCAGCGCUGGUCUGAUAUUGCAUCAGCUGCAGAGGUACAGUCUUGCGGAGAAGAUCUUGCGUGACGCGGUGCAGGUGAACAGCACGGCCCAUGACGUGUGGAACAGUCUGGGAGAGGUGCUGCAAGCGCAAGGCAAUGACGCCGCUGCGACCGAAUGCUUCCUCACUGCCCUGGAGCUGGAGGCCAGCUGUCCCAUCUUACCUUUCACCAUCAUUCCCCGCACCCUCUGAGACACUCCGAACACUCACCACCGGCACAACCUCGGUCUGAGAGUCAUGCAUGAACCACAGCCCUUAAACACACACAUAAACGCCCAAAAACUCUUCUUCUGUCCUGGAAUGCCUUUCCCACCCCCUCCAACCUGUUUACCGGUUCUCAGACGUGGAUCUGCUGAAAAACUCGACACUGCUAUCAGUGUGACCUUUUCCACACUGCUUCACUCUCAUAGUUUUUUUCCUUCCUAUUCCUUCCUUCUUUGUCUGCUAGAAUCUCCACCGGCUUCUGUACAUCGUAGAGGUGCCGCCCACCCUAAAAACCCCACCCCUUCCAACACUCUACUUGGUUAGUUACAUACCACAGUACAAGUGGACCAAUGGGAAAUCUUUUCAAGCUGUUGUCAGGGUGAACAAGGUGAUUGACGCAGCGGUUUCUUCAAACCACAGUGCUUCCCGAAACAUACAAUCUUGAGAUUCUAGUAGCUGUGUGUCGUAUAAACCAGUAAUAAGUCUGACUCAGAGACGGUCAAAAGUGUGUGUACAUGUGCUGUGUGUGUUAAUGGACAGUCAGAGUGUGUGUGUCCUUUGUAUGUGCUGAUAUCCAGGAUAUCCCUUCCUAUGUGGCGUGUGCGCGUGUGUUUAUUUUGAAUGGAAUACACAGUGUUACAGUGGAUCCCUGUUACACAAACACACGUAAUAAAGGUUGUGUUUCCAUGCGGUUGUUCCUGAGGGCAGGUGUGUCACCCAUGUUAUGACUCCUAGAGAAACAUUACAUCCCCCUUUGAUCAAACACUGUAUUGUUUAUAGACUGUAUGUACAAAUGUAUGGCCUAGAGCAAAUGGAACGGAUGCCAAAAGAACAACUAUUCUAAAAGCAAAUAUUUUAUCUUGAUUCUUAUUAAAAGAGAAGAUAAAUCUAGUUUUGGACAUUUUGUUUUGUUUGUUGGUUUAUUUUUCCACAUUUAUCAUGAUUCAGAGGUCAAGAUUUAUAUGGUUGAUUUAUCAGAGACGUGUUAGAUGUUUAUUUAUCUGUGUCCCAGGGGCCGUAUGUUAGACGAGUGAGGACAUACAUGUAUUCCGUGUGUGUGUGGUGUGUGACUGUUACAGAUGAACACGUUAAACUCUGAAAUGCAAACUCUUCAUAAUGGUCAAAGAGAAUUCAGUCAUGUACAAGAGAGAAAGAGGAAGAUUACGUGUGUAUUUGAAGUCUUGGCAGUGUAAAUCACAGGGCCAAACACAAACUGGAAAUGCUGUUUUAUGAUGUCAAUAAAUGAUCGAUUGUGAAAAA